Molecule: messenger RNA, 260 nt
Organism: Gongylonema pulchrum
Lineage: Eukaryota; Metazoa; Nematoda; Chromadorea; Rhabditida; Gongylonematidae
Source: the annotation of a GenBank genome assembly
AAUAGUUUAUCAGCGACAAAUACAAAUUUCACCGUGGUUGGUAUUAUUGGUCCUCAGGGUACGGGUAAAUCAACGCUGUUGAGUAUGCUAGCCGGGAACGACCACUUGGAUAUGUACAGACAUUAUGCAUUCCGCCCUGCUUCUCGUGAAUCUAUCGAGACAUGCCGCCAUCAAACACAAAAAAUUAGCGUUUACGUGACAAAAUCACGAAUGAUUCUGCUAGAUUGCCAGGUGAAUUCAUUAUUUUUAGUAUCAUAAUC